AUUUAUGACACAGACAGUAAAUGCCAAACAGUAAUAUUAUGUAGUUCUAAUAGAGAAGAUGGCAAUGCGUCCAUAUAAACAGGUCUCGUGAAUGAAUAUAGAGUGGUGAAUUUCUGCCAAAAUAUUCCAAUUCAUCCUUCCAGGACAGUGUUCAUCAUGGACUGUAUAGACGUAGAAAGAUUGCACCCAGAAAUGGACGAAGACGAAGAUCCCGGUGCUAAAAGAACUAAAAAAUAUAAAAUAAUCCUACUGGGACUUGCUGUUCAUGCCCUUUUACUGUUCGCAGUAUUCGAUGUAUACUUUGCCAGCCCUCUGGACCGCGGUAUGACCCCGAUAAGAAGCACUUCUUCCCCUCCAGCGAAAAGAUUGGUUCUGAUCGUCGCAGAUGGUCUUCGUGCAGAAGCGAUUUUCGGGGAAGACAUGCGAUACAGAGCGCCUUACCUGAACAGUAUAUUGAAGGACAAGGGGUCCUGGGGAGUAGUCCACACCAGAGUACCAACCGAAUCCCGACCUGGUCACGUUGCUAUGCUGGCCGGGAUCUACGAAGACCCCAGCGCCAUUUUGAAGGGGUGGAAGUCUAAUCCAGUCUACUUCGAUUCUGUGAUCAACCAAAGUACCAACACCUGGGCUUGGGGAAGUCCAGAUAUUCUUAAUAUAUUCAACAAGGAUAAGUCUCAAAGAAUACACCUCCAUUCAUACGAUUCAGAUAUGGAAGAUUUCGGCAAAAGCGAUACGGGUGCUCUGGAUACUUGGGUGUUUCAAAGAGUAAACCACUUCCUCAAAAAUGAAGUUAAGAGGUGUGUUUUGAAUUGUACCACAUACUUCAGCAGAGGAAAUUUAUUCUUCCUUCAUUUGCUUGGGAUCGACACAGCUGGACAUGGAUACAAACCACACUCUAUGGAAUACAAAAACAAUAUAAAGCUUGUGGAUGAAAAUAUAGAAAAACUGGUAGCUCUAGUGGAAUCCGUUUUUAUAGACAAAGCAACUGCUUAUGUUUUCACCUCGGACCAUGGAAUGACUGACUGGGGUUCCCACGGAGCAGGUUCACCCCACGAAACCGAGGCCCCAAUCAUUGCUUGGGGAGCUGGUCUCAGAGAAAACAAUGAAAGACAAGAUAUCAAUCAAACAGACAUUGCUCCUUUAUUAGCGUCUUUGAUAGGCAUCAAUAUCCCAACUAACUCUCUUGGUUUUCUUCCUACUGGUUAUUUAUAUGUCGGUAUACGAGAUAUGUCUGAAAUGGUCCUGUCAAAUACUUUACAGUUAUUCGAAAUCUUCAAGGUCAAAUUAAUGAAGAUUAAAACGAGUGCCUUGGUGUUCAAACCUUUCAAAGAUAUAUCAGAAAGAAAUUUGACAAGAAAAAUGACUGCUUUGAAAAAUUUGUUCAAAACCGAAGAAUUCUUUGACCUAAUAGACGAAUGUAAAGAAUUUCAAAGUUUUUUGGUUGAAGGAGUGAACUACUAUCACAGCUAUUACCACUAUCCCGUGUUGAUAAGUGUCAGUUUAGGUUUUAUGGUGUGGAUAGCGUUUCUAACUACAACUGUUCUAACUUUUGGAAAAAAACACAUCUACCGUAAACAGAACAAUACCUUAUCUGGAGUAUUGGUGGUGUUGGUUAUUUAUUUAUGUUACAUCAGCAAGUUUUCUUUGACGUACUAUUUGUAUUUCACUUUUCCCUUUAUAAUGUAUUCCUUAUCGUUCAAAAAUUUUGAAUUCUCUGACAUUUCUUCAAAGAUUUCAAUAUCAAACUUGAUCAAUAUCAUAGUUUACGUUGCUGGCAUUGAACUGCUAGUAUACGGUUUUUUCGACAGGUUUGCAUUCACUGUCAUCAUGAUUAUUAUGGCCAUUUGGGUUUUAAUUCCAGUAAGUUUGAGAGUGAAGCCGUCUAAGCUUGAAAAAAUGAUGUGGGUGAUAUGCUGCACUGUGCUUGCUUUUUUUCCAACACUUCCUGUGAUGAAAACUACCUUCAAUGUGCCAAUGUAUAUUCUUGGAUACUUAGGGUGGGUUGCUAUUUUCACUAGAAUGUACCUCAAGGAGUUCAAGGUGUACCAGAGAAUGGAAGGUCUUACAGUUGACUAUAAAGUAUUACUAAUUCAAUUUGUGUCCCUUCAAGCAGCAGCUUUCUACAUUAUUCUGCUAGAGUAUGAGUGGAUUUUCCCAGAUUCCUUCCUGAAAUAUUUGUCGUGGAUUUUACUCAUAUUGCCAAUAAUUAUUAUACCAUUGAGUAGUAAAUUUAUCAUCCUCAGACUAAUAGCCACCUUCUUUGGAUUCGCACCGUUCUAUUUGCUAGUUUCUCCAAAUUAUGAAGUUUUGUUCUCCGUGUUCUAUGUGGCUUUACUAUGUAUUUGGUUGAUAAUAGAAACAAAGCCCUUGCACUAUGGGGAUUCUUAUAAUCUCAUUUACUAUUCUAAGUUUGAGGACUAUAAAGGCAAGAACAAAAUUACCUCAGACAUGUUCAGAAGAGCAUUUUUCUUCACAGUUUUCAUCUUCUUAGGUUUCUUUGGAACAGGAAACAUCGCAAGUUUGAACUCUUUUGAUCCGAUGUGGGUCAGAGCCUUUUUGACGGUGUUCAGUCCCUUCACAAUGAUGGGCUUGAUUCUGUUGAAGUUCAUGGUGCCAUUUAUUUUUUCGUGUAGUAUUUUCAGAGCUAUAAACUCGGUUGGUAAGGAGAAUGUUUUGAAUGUCUUUUGUAUUAUCCUAAUUUUUUCUGAUCUCAUGGUGGUGCAGUUUUUGUAUUUGAUUACUAACGAAGGUUCUUGGUUGGAUAUUGGAACCAGUUUGUCUCAUUUCAUCAUAAUGGAGGGGUUCGUUACAAUUUUGUUGUUAUUGUAUGGAGUAGCUCAUUGGCUGACAAGUAUCAGUUACAAAAUUUGAAAAAUAAGGAAGAAAAACUGAUCAAUUGGUUCAUAAUACAUACUUGCUACGUAGUUCCUUUUCUAACAAUCCAGUUUUCUGGUAUAGUUCUUAAAAUGUUGACCGUUUAUAUUUCAUGUUAUAGAAUUAUUGCAUGAGAACAUUUAGUUGAAAUGGUUGAUUUAUAUGUUUGUUGUUAGGUAUUACUUUAUUUAUUCAAUUAUUUUCAUUUGCUCAUUAGUUCAUUUGUAAAUAUUAGAAAUAAUAUCUUGGUAUAUUGAUACUAGUUGUAUUAAAAUAAACUUUUAAAU
Molecule: messenger RNA, 3161 nt
Organism: Leptinotarsa decemlineata (Colorado potato beetle)
Lineage: Eukaryota; Metazoa; Arthropoda; Insecta; Coleoptera; Chrysomelidae
Product: Phosphatidylinositol glycan anchor biosynthesis class N
Biological process (GO): GPI anchor biosynthetic process
Cellular component (GO): endoplasmic reticulum membrane
Molecular function (GO): mannose-ethanolamine phosphotransferase activity
Source: RefSeq, a predicted model, not a curated record